CUUCCAAAUCUCAGACAAGAGCAUCAAAACGACUGCCUCGGAGGCAAAAGAGCUGCAAUUAACUAGAUCAAGCUCCCUUCUCACCCUCAUCUUGCUCGGUCGUGAGCCUGAUCUGACAACAUGGCCCUCCCCAAGCGAAUCAUCAAGGAGACCGAGAGACUCAUCGCUGACCCUGCGCCGGGCAUCAGCGCCACACCGCACGAGGACAACCUGCGCUACUUUGAUGUUAUCAUCGCAGGGCCGGGAGGCAGUCCCUUCGAGGGCGGCUCCUUCAAGCUAGAACUCUUCCUCCCCGAAGAGUACCCCAUGGCCCCACCCAAGGUGCGCUUCCUCACCAAGAUCUACCAUCCGAACAUCGACAAGCUGGGCCGCAUCUGUCUCGACAUCUUGAAGGACAAGUGGUCCCCAGCCUUGCAGAUUAGGACGGUCUUGCUGAGCAUUCAAGCACUGCUGAGCGCGCCUAACCCGGAUGACCCGCUGGAUAAUGGCGUUGCGGAGCAUUGGAAGAGGGAUGAGAAGGGGGCCAUUCAAGUGAGCCGAGAGUGGACGCAGCAAUACGCCAAGUAGAGGCGACAACGCAGGAUCUGUAGGAUUGAGCGGGCAGACGACGACAUAUCGAAUGGCUAGCGGUUAUCCAAACUCUCACCAGUGCUCCGCAGUGCGCAAUGCUCCGCUUCUUUCGCUGACUUCCCGUUGAGGCGAUAAUGUUCUCGUGCGCUACUCUGCAGGCGAGACAGCACGACCGGGCGUCCCUCUUUAGCCAGAGCAUCUUCCUUCCCUUUCUUGCCCCCUUCGCAGAUCAAGAACCGCUCACGCUCAAAUUUGCCCAGAUCAUCACGCAAGCAUGGGUUGAGUCACGUCUAUGAAAAGAGGGCGCAGAGCAUUAUCGACAGGGGAAAGCUUAGCUCGCGCGAUCACUUGGAUCGGAUAUGAACAAGGACAGGACAAAGCUUCGACGGAGGCGUGAUUAGGUGAUGGAUAGUCUGGAAGUGAGAGCGAGGAAUGGGGU
This is a messenger RNA of Jaminaea rosea, 1009 nucleotides long. RefSeq names its product putative ubiquitin-conjugating enzyme E2. Bases 121 to 567 code for a protein of 148 amino acids. Gene Ontology annotation, molecular function: ubiquitin conjugating enzyme activity. NCBI's taxonomy places the organism in Eukaryota, Fungi, Basidiomycota, Exobasidiomycetes, Microstromatales. The transcript has 4 exons. Gene Ontology annotation, cellular component: nucleus. Gene Ontology annotation, biological process: protein K63-linked ubiquitination; DNA damage tolerance. The record is from RefSeq and is a predicted model, not a curated record.